UGCUGUCUCCAGGGAGACCACAACUGCCUCCCAGGGAACCAGAGAGGCUAGCUCUCACCUCCAAGAAACUGAAGUGGGCAAACAACGAAAGGCCCUCCGGUUGUCAUGAGCCUGCUGCAAAAAACAGACUCAGAAAGUGGACCAUCCUUUGCCUAAGAUCCAACAUCUCUGAAAGCACAUUCUUAAAUACCAACACUAUGCCAGCUUCCACUUUCACCCCAAUUCACUGACUUCAGCCCCAAGGAUUCUAGAGCUUGCCAGUGGUGCUUGUCCGGACUCUUUCAUAACACUUUGAGAAAAUCACAUCAGUAGAGAAAAUGUUGAGCCAGCAUCCACCAAGGUUGGACCGUAGAAUCAGUGGCCUAAACGAUCGUUGGCGCUUCCCAAGAGAGCCUUACCUAGGAGACCUGCUGGGGCUCUCCCAGUUGUCUAGAGCGACAGGAGUAGAUAUCGACAAUGAGCUGAAGAUAAUGGACAGGUUACAUAUUCCACAACUUCAGAAAAUCUUAACUGGUGCAAUCAAAACAAAACCCAAACACGGCACUGUGGCAGAUGUGACACUUGACUGCAUGGGCUUCAAAUGGGAACUCCAUCAACCUCAGCUCUUCCAUUCAGGGACCCUAACCAAGCUCUACAUAUUUGCCCUGUCCCAGAAGAACACAGACCCCCUGAAAGAACUGGAGAAACUUCUGAGAGCUGAAUCACCCAAAGAACAACCAAAAAUGUCUCCAGUAAAGAAGAUAACCAUUUCCUUGAAGAUUAAUGAUCCUUUAGUCACUAAAACUGCCUUUGCCACGGCCCUGAAGAGUUUAUACACCAAUGAGACAGAAGUGCACAUGGAGGAUGUCCUGGGAGUUUUGGCAUCUGCAAACAUUCUUCAGUUCCCUACUCUGUUUAAAAAGUGUGUGUCCUUGAUGAAGGAUGGAAUUUCUCCUUGUACCAUUCAGACCUAUUACUUGGCUGCCUGCAAGUACAAGGAAGAGUUACUGAUCACGGCCUGUGAGAAGUGGCUAGAAAUGAACUUGGUUCCCCUGAUCGGGAAGCAGAUUUAUCUCCGGACAGUACCACAAGAGCUUCUCCAGAAAGUGCUCAAGUCCCACAGACUGUUUACUUUCAGUGAGUUUGAUCUUCUAAAAACAACACUAUACUGGGUCUACCUCCAACUAAACCUCAGACUUCAGUCAAUUCCAAUCUAUGAGGCUGUCCUGGCAUUUUUUAACAGCUUCCCCAAGAAAUGUCCUUUUUUGGAACGGGAACUGGGACAGAAAUUCCUGCCUGUAUUUCAUUGCUUACGUCUACAUGGUAUCACUAAAAGCAAGGACCUGGAGGAUAUAAAGUACAUUAACUUCUUCCCUGAGGCACGGAUAGUCCGAAUUUUAGCCAACCACUACCGUUCGCUUGAGAGUGGUGGAGACAUGUUUCACGUGAAAGAUCUUUCUACACAAGCUAUAAGAUUUGGUCUCCUAAUUAAUCAGGAAAACAAGAUUUACUCAGAAAUGAUUGGUGUGUAUGGAUUCUUCUUCGAAAUUAAGGGAAUCAAACAUGGUGACUCCUCUUAUAGUUUUUACAUGCAGAGAAUCAAAUACUCAGACACGAACUUACCCACCAUCGUUUAUGAGCGGAGCCCAGUUAGCCUCAGACAAGAACGCCUAGUGAAAUAUGAGAUCAGAGCACAAUCCCUGGUGGACGGAAAUUGGCAGGAGUUCAGUACUAAUACACUGACCCAAAAGUUUGGACUUAUCAAAUCAACUAGCAAAAGCCAUACCUUGAAAAUCGAAACUGUGGGCAAUCCUAUCUUUGUGACUUUUGCAUUCCUUUUUCCGGUAUCAUGACCAUUUCCAGAAGAAAUGAUGGAAUUUCUACUACCACUGAUCAACAUAAAAAGCAAAGCAAACUAUUAAAGAGCUCACUCAAGUGAAAACUCCAUGUUGCUGGUUGCUAUUUGUCCCACUUUGACCUUUGCCUCCAUUCAGCUCAGUUUAAGGUGAAGAGUCCACUAGACGUAUGUUCAUUCACCAUCACCGUCUGCAAGUUGGCAGGAAGUAGUGAAUGACUCUAUUCUAUAUUAUUCCAUUCUAGGUUGGGGCAUAAAGACUUGAAAAAUGCAUUAGCCAAUGUAUUAUCAGACUGUACUUAACUCACUCUCCAUUUCUGGGUUACUGUGCAGCCAUGAAGACAUGGCAAAACAAAGUUUGUGUCUGCAUUGUAGGCACCUGAAUAAGAUAACACAACUGCAGGGGGAAGGGAAGGGAGUGAGUAGAUUGUGUUCUGUUUCAACCACAGGAAUGCAAAAAUAAGAUGAUCUGUCCUAUUUAUCACUACAUUCACUCAAAGGUAUCAGGAUGUCUUCAGACCAUCUCAUCUACUUCUUCCCCCAUUCCUACCCCCCAAAAAAUAGGAUGACCAUCUUCUCCACCUUUGUGUGGCAUUUAAUUCUGAAAAAGAAGACAUCUAUCAUGGUUGUGGAGAAUUAAUAGAUAUUAGAAAAGGACAAUGCUGAGAAUGAGAUGAUGUUACCUAAGUUUGGUAUUUUACCCUGGCUUUGGGGAAAGAGGGGAACUAUGUGAAAGGAGCCAGGAAUUGUGUGUGAUUUCCACAUCUUAUGGCAGAGUUAGAAGAUUGAUUGUAAGUAGAGAUGAGCAAAUGAGGAUCAAACAAAGAAAAGAGGGCAGAGGACAGAGGGCAGAGGGCUGGAUUUUUGAAGGGUAGGUGGAUAUGAUCUGGGAGGAAAAUUAUACUGGCUAUAAUUUGUAAAAUGAAUUAAAGGGAAAGAGGUCUUUGGAGAAGGUCAUUAUCAAAGAAAAGAUCGCAGUAGUUCAGGGCCUAAAUGAGGAUGGUUACAUAGAAGAGACAUAACGUGCUGAAAGUGUUCAAGAAGAGGCCAAAUAAUCAUCUAUCAUGGAUGAUGUUAAGGAAAUUCCUACAUUGGGUGGGAAGUUGGACCAGAUGUCCUCAAAGAUUCCAUGAUACUGUCACAUGUGGGCAGAAAGAAGCACAACUCUAUCAACGCCACACAAGGAGUUAUUGUCAAAGGCCUGCACUAUCUGGGGCCCAUCUUAGUAAAUUCUGACAGUGCUUCCAAAGCAGGAUAAAUGGUGAUCACAUGGAGAGGCAUUCAGUUCACCCACUACUUGGAGGCCGCCAUCCUCUGGCAAACACAUCUCUAAUUACAGAAGAAACUGUGCACAAAUUGUUUUAAAAAAUCCACUUCUUAGAAUUUCUUGGUGAAUGUACAUCACUCACUGUGAAGAGAUGACAAAGGUUUCCCCGUAAGCUGGUAGCGAAUGUUUAGUAACAUGUCACUAUUACUCAAAGUAAUCAAAAUGAUGAGCGCUGAGAGGAGGCUUACACAUAGUCUGCUCCUCCAGAAGAGAGAGAGAUGAUGAGUCCCUACACAUGGUAUAUGGAUCUCUAUUUCAUGGAUGUGACUUAAGUUGGUAAGACUUUGAGAAGACUUUGUUGUUUGUCUAGAAAGAGGAAAGCUCAGAAUAACUAUUUCAUAAACCUUUAGAAUUAGAAGGGAUCUUAGAGGUCAUCUAGUCCAAAUAAUCUCAUUUUAUAGUUUAGGAAACUGAGGCACAGGUUAGAUGACUUGCCUAGGAUUAUUCAGCUAAAAUAUAAUGGAAUCAGGCCUCAAACCUAAAUUUUCUGACCAGAAAUCUGAUACUCUAACUACUUUUCUCACUAAUAAUGAAAAUCCUUCAUUAAAAUUUGUUUACUCAUUUGGACCUUGUAUGUGCCUGAGUUAGUUUGUCUCUCUGGGUAUAAAUUAAAAUUUUCUUCUUAAGUUCUAAUUCUUUGAAGAAUCAAGUACAGAACUUUGUGACCUGAAGGGGACUGAGCUUGAAGAUAAAUCUAAAUAUGACUCUGGGACCUUGAGAGAUGGACUCUCCUAUCUUCAAGCAGAUAUGUUCUUUGAGAGACAGACUAGCUGAGGAUUCAGUAAGUCUUAGCAGAACUGAGUACUGUUGGACUGUUUUAUUUACAUGGUACUUAAAGUGUGCUUACUGUUUUAAAAGUUCCUCAGCAUAUGCUUCUUGUCAAUUGACUUAUAAAAAUAUAUCUAUUCAUAUAAUAUUUUUUCUGUUCUACUU
Messenger RNA from Phascolarctos cinereus (koala), 4094 nucleotides. RefSeq names its product BTB domain containing 16 (gene BTBD16). NCBI's taxonomy places the organism in Eukaryota, Metazoa, Chordata, Mammalia, Diprotodontia, Phascolarctidae. The record is from RefSeq and is a predicted model, not a curated record.